This is a messenger RNA of Phytophthora infestans T30-4, 1924 nucleotides long. RefSeq lists its product as uncharacterized. Lineage: Eukaryota; Oomycota; Peronosporomycetes; Peronosporales; Peronosporaceae. Bases 62 to 1924 code for a protein of 620 amino acids. Gene Ontology annotation, cellular component: ESCRT-0 complex. Gene Ontology annotation, biological process: protein targeting to vacuole; protein transport to vacuole involved in ubiquitin-dependent protein catabolic process via the multivesicular body sorting pathway. Gene Ontology annotation, molecular function: metal ion binding; phosphatidylinositol-3-phosphate binding; ubiquitin binding. The record is from RefSeq and is a predicted model, not a curated record. The transcript has 2 exons.
UACGUUCGUGCCACUUUUUCGUAGGGAUCGCAAGGCCGACAGAGAGACCACACGACAGCUAAUGAAGCCGAAGGCCCCCAGCGACGCCAAGACGGCGCUGGAGCUGGCCGAGUCCAGCGAAUGGAGCGCGCUGGACCGCCUCGUUACGGCGCAGCCCGAGCGCGCCGACGACAUGGACGACUUUGGCAUGAUGCCAUUGCACUGGGCCUGCACAGACACGCACGUGCCGCUACGUGUCAUCAAGAAGCUGGUAGACGUGGCCCCGUCUGCUCUAAGCCACAAGAAUAAGGGAGGCUUGCUGCCGCUCCACAUUGCCGUCAAGGCCGCCACUAAGCUCGAGGUUCUACGCGCGCUAGUACAGACCGCACCCGACGUCGCCUCCUGUCUGUUCGAAGAGACCCCGACGGGCGAGACGCCUGCUGAGCUUGCCCGAGCCUACCAACUCACCGAUGACAAGGUUAGUUUCUUGGUAGACAUGGAGCAACAGCUCCGCGCAGCGGGUAAAGCUCCCGACCGCCGGAGCGCAAGAUUCCAGGCCUUCUUAAACCAACCGGGAGGCUUCCCCCUUCAAGCAGACGAUACCUCUAGUAUCAGCAGCUUCAGGAGUCUCCCCACUGCGCUGGGAAGUGGCCGCGGAGGUGCCGCACUAGACGACGAAUGGGCCAGUAACAGAACUGCAGUGGGCGCUCUCCGUCUACCGGACGGCCUGGCGGGCGUCCCGCUGCCCCCGCGUUGGCGACUGGACAAACGCUGCAACAUUUGUCAACUUAAAUUCAGCUACUUUAAGACACGUCAUCACUGUCGCUCCUGUGGCGAGUCGGUGUGCAGUACACACUCGAACAAGCGACUACCUUUGCACCACUUGGGCCUGAAGACACCGCAACGCGUGUGUAUCUUAUGUUACGAUGAUCUACGUGAGAAUGGCGCGCCCUCAGCUGUAGUCAACAUGUACGGCCACGGACGGCACAGCGGCUUGCCGCCAAUGGAGCCGAAUAUGUCGCGACAGGAGUCCACGCCACCCCCCGGCAAGACUGGCCGACCGCCGCUGCGAUCCAUCAACAGCACAGUAUCAAUGACCACCACGUCUUCAAGCAGCCGCAACUCGGCGUUCCAGAGUCCCUCAACAGACAACAACGAUGGACGGGAUCCUACACUAACAACCAACUUGCCGUUCGAGGACGACUCGCGUGGCCGUCCUCGUGCCUGGACAGAUGUAGACUCGACGGAGAAGUAUCAGGAUAUGCAGGAACAAGUCCGGGAGCUGGAGUCCCAUGUACAGGAGCUCACAAUGGCCAAGUCGCGCAUUGAAAAGAAGUUGGAGGAUGCCACUCGACUGGCUGCUGAAGCCAAGAAGGAGCGCAACGCUGUGGACGCGAACGUGGCGGAGCUGCGCAACAACCGCAUCAUCGAUAUUAACCGCAUCUCGUUCGACGACGAUGAAGACGACGAGAACCAGAACAAUAGCAACAAGGCACCGGACUUUACCAAGAGUUUUAUGCAAGGCAGACACCGUCAGGUCACAGCGGAAGUUGAAAAGAACACCGAGCUGAUCGAGGACAAGGAAGUGAGCGUGGCCGAAACGUGCAACUACCUGGGUCAGGUAUUCCUGGACCGUGGCGAGUACAACAGCGCUGUCGUGGAGUUCCGCAAGUCGGUGGAUGCUAAUCGAAAAGAUGUGGACGUGUGGAUAAAUCUGGCACGUGCACUUCACGGCGCUGGCGAGUUUUACGACGCUGAGAUCGCCAUCCGACGUGCAUUGGCUCUUACUUCCAAGAACUACGCGUCGCUGUCGCUGCUGGGCAAGAUUUUGCACUCCAAGGGCGAGCACGAUAAGGCUGUCGAAGUGUUCCGUGAGGCUCUGAGUCUAAUGGAUCAGGAGGACGACUCGGAUGAAGAUGUCGGCUCGAUGACCGUCGGUUGGUGA